AUGAACACAAGGGCCGAGCCUCGCCAAUUGCACGCUUUUCGCAACCGCGUCGAAGAAGCGGCUGCACCACGACGUAUUGUGACCGUCGCGGUUGUCUACCACAGAAAGGGCAGAAAAUACAAAACGACCGAGACUCUGACCGCUUCAGCAGGUCGUUGGCUGCCUCAUGGCUGUGCAGCAGCCCGACCACAUGCUCUAGGGCGGCAAAUAUCGGCGUUGGACGGAGACGAGGCGUUUUCAGUAUGGUCGACCAUAGCGCUGACGUCUGUUAUACAAAUUUUACUCAAAGGUGAAAAGAAUUCCUGGCGGCGAAUCGGGUUUUAUCUACGGUACGACUAUGUGUUUGAAGAAACCAACCGAGCAGAAGUGCAUAACGCGCCACAUGGAGCUGUGAUACAUUUAAUUGCAGCACACAGAACUUUGAGUAGUACGAUAAUUGCUAUUGGUCCCAGUAAAUAG
Molecule: messenger RNA, 459 nt
Organism: Haemonchus placei
Lineage: Eukaryota; Metazoa; Nematoda; Chromadorea; Rhabditida; Trichostrongylidae
Source: the annotation of a GenBank genome assembly